Messenger RNA from Anthostomella pinea, 2151 nucleotides. The record is from the annotation of a GenBank genome assembly. Lineage: Eukaryota; Fungi; Ascomycota; Sordariomycetes; Xylariales; Xylariaceae.
AUGCCCGAGCAUGAUGGAUUAAUGAGGGUAUUCUGGCCGGUCGACAUCGCAAGGUCUGAUCUUCCGGGAGUUAUUGUCGGCUGGAGAAACUCGGGCUCGGACUUCGUGGUUGUCACUGUUCUGGAUCACGUAGAUCCGAAAAGUGUCGAAAAUGCCCUGAAGACCGACAUACUCCUGCGAAAUGCCCCCCACUCGCGCCCACGAAUAUUUGAGAUCUGUGGCCAGUCCUCCAUGCACGUUUUGGGACUCAUCAAUGCCACUCCCAACAUCGAAUAUGACCCCUCCUGGGUACGAGCGACGACGAAUGCCGCAGACCGCGUGCCCAUACUUACUUGUCCUAAAGCAUCAAGUAUUCAGAUCAUCCUCUUCGAGCGACCGAUUCCCCUCCGGAUGCAGUACAUCUCGCUGGAUCCGAUCGUACUCUCACUCGCCGACAAGGACGAUACGUCGCUGUAUAGUGUCUACGACGGGGCCAAGGCUGAGGGUGAGAGGCUGGACAAGAAGAACAAGGAGAAAAACGUAGAGCUGGUGGAAAAGAGGACGGGCCACAUGGUCUUGAAACAUGCGCCCUCUAAGAAGAACAGGGCUCUGGCGAGGAUCGUGAAUCAGAUCAAUUGGACAUGGGAACUCGAACAUCUCCUGCAGAAGAACGUCGCGCUCAUCGGAACUCGGCCCAAACGUACGCUGAGCGUGUCCGAACGCGUUGUGGAGCAUGCGACGACCAUGAGAGACCAUGUGAUCCUGUGGGUUUGGGACAUGAUCGUCCUCUACGCCUUUCCUAUCAUACGGACGGCCUUCGUCUUUGCUCUCCUCGCGCAUCGGCUUGCAGCGGAGGUUCUGCUCUUGAUUCUGGAAUGGAGGGCUCGACCCAAUUCCCCCGCGCUCAAGGAUAUCUCAGCCACGGCCCAGCAGGUCGAGAUCCGCCUCCAGCAAUUCUGCUACUGGCCUAUGCAAUACGUCAAGUUGCGGCUGCGGAAGAACGAUUGGGAAAGUGUGACGACAAGUCACCCUGACUACAUCCGCUUCUACAACAGCCUGUGGCUUGUUGCCAAUGACGUGAUUAUUGGCAUCGCGCUUGGCUCCUACAUCAUUGACAAUGCCGACUGGGUUGCGGACACGAUCAACAUGUUGUUGGGGCAGUACACCAUCAACGCGUUGCAGAGCAGCAUCUCGUGGCUCAUGGGUUGGCCGGCCGGUCUGAAGCUGAACAGUGAAUUGGCACUCUUCCUGGGUGACCUGUUCCUUUGGGUCAUCGACUAUUGGGCUAGCUGCAUACAGAAGCUGCAGCCGCUUCUCCCGCGCAUUGUGUGGUUCAUUGGGUUUUCCAGCUUUGCUGGUGCCAGUCUGCCAAUUGCGCUCUUCUCGGACCUGCUUUCGAUGCUUACGGUCCACAUCUACUCUUUCUAUCUCGCCUCGGCCCGCAUCUUCCACUGGCAGUUGACCAUACUCCUCUCCUUGUUCCAGCUGUUCCAGGGGAAGAAGUACAAUGUCCUCCGAAACCGAGUUGACUCGUGUGACUACGACCUCGACCAGUUGCUGGUUGGCACCAUCUUGUUCACACUCCUUUUCUUCCUCCUGCCCACUGUCAUUGUGUUCUACCUCAAUUUCGCCCUUGCGCGUAUGGUCAUUAUAACGUUCAAGGCCGUAUUCGAUACCAUGCUUUCUUGUCUGAACCAUUUCCCCCUGUUUGCUUUGAUGCUCAGAACUAAGGACCCACGGCGUCUUCCAGGCGGCAUUCGUUUUGAACUUCGUGAUACCCAAAAUAGACAUAUUAUUAAUCCUAAGGCAACAACCCACUUCCAAUCUCCAACAUCGGUUAUAAUCCUCAAGCCGACACCUCUCAAAUUCAGGGCAAUGUUCCACCAAUACUUCCAGAUGGGAAGCCGUAUCCGCAAACACUAUCUGUCGCCUCGCGUCCUCUUUUGCCUCGUCACGGGCCGCUUCGUCCCGCCAAUCCAUCGCCAAAACCUGUACUCGCUACAGUACAGCAUGCUUCCGGCGCGUCGAGCGGGCAUCAUGGAGAUGUGGGAAGCGCUCAACUCGUUGCCGGCGAAGAAGCGACCAGUGAAGUUGCAUCCGUAUGGGGUUACCACGAACGUAAAUAUGAACGGACGACGACACAUGAAUGGACGAACCACAAGGGAGCUCUAG